This is a messenger RNA of Synchytrium microbalum, 1545 nucleotides long. RefSeq lists its product as uncharacterized. Lineage: Eukaryota; Fungi; Chytridiomycota; Chytridiomycetes; Synchytriales; Synchytriaceae. The transcript is spliced from 5 exons. The record is from RefSeq and is a predicted model, not a curated record. The coding region runs from base 1 to 1545 and encodes 514 amino acids. Gene Ontology annotation, molecular function: nucleic acid binding; zinc ion binding.
AUGACAUCUGCCGACCCAAGAAUCAAGAGCUUGCUGAAAAAGCGCAAGUACAAGGAAGUCGACGAGGAAGACGACGAAUCAUCGCUUGAAGAAGGUGAAGUAGAUGAUGACAAUCAAGCAGGCGAUAUCCUGUCGAUCGUUAGAGCUGAACGAAAGAAACGGGAAGCUGCUUUACGAAAACCACAUUCGGCUGCUUCGAGACAGCUCAAUGUUAUGGAUUUUGAGGGGGCUGAUACCGUCAGGGCUAUUGAUACUCGACGAUACUUCAAUAUUGAAGAACGAAAAGCUACAAUACUUUGCAGGUUCUGUCACAAACCUGGUCAUGUUGUUCGAGAUUGUCCCGAAACAGAAUGUCCCAUGGUUUGGCGAUUAUAUGGAAUUGAUGGUGAAGCCAACCGCAUGGAAUUUACGAGAUAUUGUUACAAUUGUGGUUCAAAGGGCCAUCUAGGCGAUGACUGUCCUCGUGACAAUCAAAACAACAUCCCUGACUUCUAUUGGCACUCUGCCUUUAGGACAGAUGCAGAUGCACCACCAGCUCCAUUAGGUAGAGUCCCAAUGUCGAAAAGAGCAGCAGCCACCAUGGAUGACGACGAUGCAGACGACGAAGAAGAUACGUCGAGGAGGAGGCGUCCUCAGUCUCCUGGCCGGGAUACUCUGUCUUAUGAUGGACGUCGAAACGACCGUGACGAUCGAAAUCGUUCACCUCUACCUCGAAAACCAUAUCAGUCCACUAAUGGUCGAGGUCGAAACUCUCCUCCACCAAUACCAACAUCCUCUCGUCGACGUAAUUCAGAUGAUAAAAGGCCAGACGGUCGUAAUCAACCGAACGGAUAUGGAAAUGGAAAGCAACGUGCUCGACCAGAUGACUGGGAUGUUUCUGAUGGUUCAGAAAAUGAUACUUAUAUUGGCAAUGGUGGACCGAUGGGAAAACAGGCGGCAAACGGCUUCAAGGCAAAGGAGAUGAAACGCAACGGUGUUGCUGAUAACCAACCUUUUACAUUCGACCUCCCCGAUAUAAAUAGUAGUAGCGCAAAAUUCAAGAAACACAAACAACCAAAACAAUCGAAACCACCCAAACAACAGCAGCAGCCGAAAAGCAAACGUCAAAAGAUACAGCAGCUAGACGUUGAAGAUGAAGAUGUUGAAAUAGAGGAACUGAUAGAUACUGAUGAAGAACUAUAUGGUGUUUCUGAUCGUCGCAUCGAUGCCGAACGUAAACGAAUGAUCCAGCAGAAUCAUUCGCCAUUGCCUAACGACCACAACCACAACAAGAAGAAUAACAAUCAUGCCAACGGCAACCACCCACACAGAAAUCCGCCACGACGAGACCCGAUGCGCCCUGAACGUUUGGCAAGACUUGCUAGGCGUAAGGAGGAAAGGAGGUUGGCCAAGAUAGAGAAAGUUAACAUCACUCAGAACAGUAACGGCAACCACAAUAACAAGAAAAAGAAGAAUGCCAAUAACAACAAUAAUAAUAACAACAGCAGCAACAACGCUGCUAGAAAGCCUGUAUUUGAUAGUGAAGUGAUUGUUAUUGAUGAUUGA